AUGUCGCAAGUACGCAAACCGGAACCUGCGCAUCGUGUUCAUGGGUCUGAGAUGCCGUUCCAUGUCCAUGACAAUACGUCUGCUUCGAGGGCUUCAGAUGCUCCUCGCCCAGAGUUGAACGGAUUGCCGAAUCGUCAGAAUAGCGUGCAGACACGGUAUAUGACUAUGCUGCUAGCUCUUGAUACCAUACCGAGGCUUCAUAAUAUCCUUGCUUCGUUUUUUACUUGGAUCCUCCUAGCAGGCUUCGUCAUAUUCCCCGGGACAUUUACCUCCCUGCAAACCCUCUCCCCCACCUCCCCGGCCCUGACCUCCAGCACCGCCUCCCACAUCCUAUCAUCCACCAAACACAUCCCCCUCCUCGUCAUCGCAUCCACAUCCUCCAUCCUCGGCGCGCUGGGCAUGCUGUACCUAUGGUUCGCACAUAAAGACAACCCCGUCUGGCUCCUAAACCGCAUCUUCCUGCCCGGCUGCCUGAACUCGUUCGCAGGGUUCAUCAGCACGCUGGUCAAUGUGUAUUCGCAGCAAGGGGGCGAUUGGAGUGUGACGGCGAGGGUUACGGCGGCUGUGACGGGCGCGUGUAUGGUCAUUAUGGGGGUGCUGUUUGGGGUGUAUGAGUUUUGGGUGCUGGGGAGGAUUAAGAGGAGGCAUGGGAGGGAGAUGCAGUUGCGGGGCUUGGAGGGAAGUGGGGCGCAUCGUGGGAGGGAGGGGUUGGUGGAGAAGGUUGGGAGGAAGGCGAGGGAGCCGGCAUUGGAACCGGGGAGUGUGGUUUGA
Lachnellula hyalina is the source of this 771-nucleotide messenger RNA. RefSeq lists its product as uncharacterized. NCBI's taxonomy places the organism in Eukaryota, Fungi, Ascomycota, Leotiomycetes, Helotiales, Lachnaceae. The transcript has 2 exons. The record is from RefSeq and is a predicted model, not a curated record. The coding region runs from base 1 to 771 and encodes 256 amino acids.